UGCUAAGAUUCGAAAUUUGCAACUAAAGUGAAGGGCAAUUUCGUCAUUAAUAGUUGCAACAUUAACCGUUGUAUUGUUGCAGUGUAAAUAUACAAAUUCAGGCACCGCCGAUAUCAGAAAAAGCGAAAGCUUCGAAUAUACAACCACCGCAGUUUCUUCCCCAAAUCUAGCGCAGAGAAAUCCAAGGAAGAAGAAAUAUGGGGCUGCUCUCCAAUAGAAUCGACAGGGGCAGCCUCAAACCAGGGGAUCACGUCUAUUCAUGGCGCACAGCUUAUAUUUAUUCUCACCACGGCAUCUACAUCGGUGACAACAAAGUCGUACAUUUCACAAGACGCGGCCAAGAAGUAGGUACCGGAACAGUGUUAGAUCUCCUUCUGGUAAGUUCAGGACCAAAUCGCUCCCACAUUCCAUGCGCCACCUGUAUCCCACCUGAAGAAGGGCACGGUGUGGUCUCCUCAUGCCUCGACUGCUUCCUCGCCAGAGGAAUUCUCUACCGCUUCGAGUACGCCGUGAGCCCCGCGCUCUUCCUCGCAAAAGCACGAGGCGGCACCUGCACAUUGGCCGUCUCCGACACCAACGAUCUAGUGGUUCACCGAGCCAAGUACCUGCUCGAGAACGGGUUCGGGUGCUAUAACGUGUUCAAGAACAACUGCGAGGACUUUGCUAUCUACUGCAAGACGGGUUUGCUUGUUCUUGAUCAGAGUACGAUGGGGCAGAGCGGGCAGGCUGUGUCUAUCAUAGGUGGGCCCCUAGCGGCUGUUUUGUCUACGCCGCUCCGUUUAGUGACGACUAAUGUUUAUGGUAUGGCGGUGACUGCUGUUGGGGUUUAUUGCGCUAGCAGAUAUGCUGCGGAUGUUGGGAUGAGGAGCGAUGUUCUGAAAGUUCCGGUGGAGGAUCUUACUACGAGGCUUGCUACAGGUAUGCUUCAGGUUCUUGAACCUAGUUUCCAGGCUCUGGUUGCCCCUGCUAAUUAAUUAGCUUUGUUCCGUGAAUUUUUAUUCCAAUAUGUUGAAAUAUAUAUAUAUAUAUAUAUAUAUAUAUAUAUAUAUAUAUAUAUAUAUAUAUAUAUGGAUCUAUCCGUUAAUUACGAGACUAAGUACUAUGGUUCCUUGGUUAUAAUUGUGGCAAGAAACGACGGCUUUGUUGUAUACGUUGCGGUGCUUUAUUGAAGUUUGUUGGAGUACGUUUUGUUUAUGGAGAAUUCGAGUUAUAUAUUGCGUGGUGUUGUGCA
Erythranthe guttata (spotted monkey flower) is the source of this 1231-nucleotide messenger RNA. RefSeq names its product NC domain-containing protein-like protein. The record is from RefSeq and is a predicted model, not a curated record. Lineage: Eukaryota; Viridiplantae; Streptophyta; Magnoliopsida; Lamiales; Phrymaceae.